Messenger RNA from Corylus avellana, 1818 nucleotides. The record is from RefSeq and is a predicted model, not a curated record. Lineage: Eukaryota; Viridiplantae; Streptophyta; Magnoliopsida; Fagales; Betulaceae.
UAUUAUCAGUGAGAAAUUAGAGCAGAGAAACUUGAGAGUAUCGGCAUUUAAAAGGAGGGAUUGUGGAGCUCUCAAGCAAUACAAGCAAAAUUUGCAGGAAAAGAUACUUAAUCACAGGAAAAAAAGAAAAAAUAUCAUGUCUUGCUCCCCAGCUCGUGAGGACUUUGUCAUUGACAUUCCACCAGACCGUCCAAAGCAGUCGAAAUGCUCUAUCUACAGGGUUCCCAAGCACAUGCGCAAGAUAAAUAAAGAAGCCUACACUCCUAAGCUAGUCUCAAUAGGCCCCUUUCAUCACUGCCAAAGGCGAAGAGAGUUGAGGGCCAUGGAAAGGCAAAAGCAGAUAUAUUUUGAGGAUUUCUUUCGACGGAAGACACUCAAGAAGAGCCAGAAGGAUCUCGCAAGUAUCAUUGAAGCCAAGGAAGAAGAAAUCCGCCAUUGUUAUUCAGAUGGCUGUCAACUCAACAGCAAAGAGUUUAUAAACAUGAUUCUAUUAGAUGCUAUCUUUAUAAUUGAGCUCUUCUUAAAGGUUAGCGACAACGAUAAAGAAGAAACAAAGGAAGAAAAUAAAGAUGAUAUUUUACGUAUGCCGUGGCUGGGAAAGGGUAUACUACGUGACUUGAUAUUACUUGAGAAUCAACUUCCUUUCUUUGUUCUUGAGGACUUAUAUACGUCUGCCUUCAGUGACUACCAAGAAGGCCAGCAAAUUAAGGAACACAAAGGAGAUAACCAGAAAAAUGAGGAUACUCCAUUUCUUGCGCUUUCGCGCCAUUACUUUGAUUGGUAUGGUCCACAGCGAGAGUCCAUCGAUGAGGAAGUAACUACAAAACCUAUCGGCGAGGAAGUAAAACAUUUCACGGAUUUGUUAAGAUAUUUGUUAUGUCCGCCAAACAUGGAACAGUACUGGACGCGUAAAAUGGAACGGUGGACCAGUGAUGAAAAACGUCUUCAUUUAUCAAAAAAAGCAAAAAAAAGAAAUUCUGCUACUCAAUUUUGUGCCACAAAGCUUGACGAUGCAGGAUUGAAAUUCAAAGUUAAAUAUAGUAGACGACGCUUACUAGGCAUAACAUUUCCUGGGUGCUUGAGACGUUUUCCGCUCUUUGGUUCCUCAUGCGUCUUUGCUUGCUUACCAUGCGUGAUCAGCUCGAUAUGCUUUCCAAGCUUGACAUGCUUACUUGGGUGCUUCGGAUUCCCUAUGCAUAUCUUCAAAGUCCCACAACUUGUGAUAGACCACGACACUGAAGCUAUUUUCCGAAACCUCAUGGCCCUAGAGCAGUGUUAUUAUCCAUCAAAAACUUACAUCUGCGAUUAUGUUUUCCUAUGGGUUGGUCUCAUCCACACUGAAAAAGAUGUAGAUUUACUUGUUGAUAACAAGGUCAUUGCUAACCACCUCGGUAGCAGCGCUGAAGUGGCGAUUCUAAUUAACAAACUCCGCUAUCAGAUUGUGGUAACUACAUCCUCUUAUUUCGAUCAUAUUUCUGAAAAGCUUCAUGAGCACUGCGAGUUCCCUUUAAACCAUUUCUUGGCAACCCUGAGAAAAGAGUAUUUCGCCAAUAUUUUCAGUAGCACAGCAACUGUUUUUGGAUUUUUCUGGUUGGGUUUCACUUUCUUUGCUGCUUGAAGUAUGUAUGGUUUAGCGUUUGUUGGAGUGAUUUGCUUUUAGUUGCAAUGGAUGCAUGACAUCUGAACUUUGUAAUCCUGCAUGUUUAGCUUGUGAUAUCCUUUUCAUCAUCUUAAUUAAUAUAUGGCUUGUAAUAUUCUUCAACUUAAGUGGUUUAUGAUAUUUCAGCAAUAAAAUUUGUGGCAAGUUUGCGCGUUUUA